This is a messenger RNA of Penicillium canescens, 438 nucleotides long. RefSeq lists its product as uncharacterized. The record is from RefSeq and is a predicted model, not a curated record. Lineage: Eukaryota; Fungi; Ascomycota; Eurotiomycetes; Eurotiales; Aspergillaceae. The transcript is spliced from 2 exons. Bases 1 to 438 code for a protein of 145 amino acids.
AUGCGCCGGCACCGUGCUAAGACUCUCGAGGUGGGGAUGGUUUUCCAUGACGGCAAAUUUGAGAGCAAUGAUCCCGCCUGCUGGUUCUGCCACUAUAAGAACUGUGUCCAGCACUUUCUGGACCACGGUCAAUAUAUGCCGAUGGUACAGUCAAUCGCCGCCUUCGUCGUCACCUGUCUUCCUUACCAACGGUGCUCUGAUCCCAUCGCCACCACGCCAACCCUUCAUUUCAAUACUUUGCCGCCAUUCGUCUCUCUAAGGCAGUAUAUUAAAUGCCUAUUUGUCACGGCGGAGACUCCGCGAAACCUUUUGCGAGCCUUUUUUGGGGAUCUCUGGGAAGCCGGCAUCCCGUUUUUGACGCCGCUGUGUGACUCUUCCGAGGACGAGAUCCGGGCGCCUGAGGUGAAGUGGAUCGAAUGGUUGGCGAUAGAGUAUUAG